AUGAAUGAUUUCAGUUCCAAAUAUUGUGAAGUAUUUGCGGAGGGCCUCGGACGGUUCACCGGUGGCGCGGCGAGUAUUCACAUACGCGAGGGAGCGCGGCCGGUGUUCAUGCGUGCGCGCCCGCUGGCGUACGCGCUGCGCGAGCCGGUGGAGCGCGCGCUUGAGCAGAUGGUGCGCGAUGGCAUCCUCACACCUGUCGAGCGCUCGGACUGGGCCACGCCGAUAGUGCCAGUUAUGAAGAAAGACGGUAAUGUACGGAUUUGCGCUGAUUACAAAUUAACUCUCAAUAAGGUAAUCGAGAUUGACCGUUACCCGCUACCUCGUACGGAAGACUUGCUCGCACGGUUACACGGGGGCGAGUUGUUUACUAAGAUAGACCUUUCACAGGCCUACGCACAGAUUGAAUUAGAUGAUAGUAAGAAAUAUACAGUAAUUAAUACGCACAAGGGACUUUUUAUGUUUAAUCGUUUAGUCUUCGGGUUAUCGUCUAGCCCAGGCAUUUUUCAAAAACGGUUGGAGCAAUUAUUUUCUGAUUUACCAUACGUAGGAGUAUUUUUAGAUGAUAUUAUAAUAACGGGACGGAAUAAUCAAGAACAUGUUGAGAAUUUACAUAAAGUAUUUGAGCGUUUAAAAGUUAGCGGUCUCAAGGUAAAGAAAGAUAAAUGUGAAUUCUUCCAAGAGUCAAUUUGUUACUUGGGGCAUGUUAUUAAUAAACGAGGUAUACAUACUAACCCUGAAAAGGUUAAGGCUAUUGUUAACACUCCCGCACCCACCACUGUAUCUGAGCUUAGGUCUUUCAUAGGUAUGGUCAUGUAUUACGCUAAGUUUAUAAAAAAUGUUAGUACUAUUUUAGCACCGCUAUACAAUUUACUGCGAGCUAAUGUCAAAUUCAUAUGGACUAAGGAAUGUGAAAGGGCCUUUCAUUGUAUAAAGGAAAAACUAAGUUCUAGCGAAGUAUUGGUGCAUUACUCAAGCGACUUGCCGCUAAUACUGACGGCGGACGCGAGCGGUGUAGGGGUAGGGGCCGUCAUCUCACACAGUACUCCCGAGGGCGAACGGCCUAUAGCUUAUGCAUCGCGCUCAUUAACGGCAGCCGAACGGGCGUACUCACAGAUUGAUAGGGAAGCUUUAGGAAUAGUAUAUGGAAUCAGAAAAUUUCAUCAAUAUCUGUAUGGUCGGCGUUUCACAUUAAGAACAGACCAUAAGCCACUUACUUAUAUUUUUGGUAAUAAAACAGGCAUUCCGAUCAUGGCUGCUUCGCGGUUGCAGAGAUGGGCGGUGUUGUUGGCGGGAUAUAAUUAUGAGAUAGAGUACGUGUCGUCACAAAAAAACUGUGCGGAUGCGUUGUCCAGGCUGCCGCAGUGCGGUGUCACGGAUAAAAAGAUCAAAGAAAGUACGUACUUAAAUUUUGUGGAAACAUUCUUGCCCGUGACUAAUGACGAUAUAAGAACGGCUACUAGCAGGGACGCAUUACUUAGUAAAAUAGUUUAUUACGUUCAUUCUGGAUGGCCUUGGACCUGCCCGGAGGGUGAAGAAUACAAGCCAUAUUAUAAUAAGCGUAAUGAAAUAUAUAUAGAUCGAGGAUGUUUAAUGUGGGGCUAUAGGGUUAUAGUACCAGCAGCGUUACGUAGUGUAGUAUUGAAGCAACUUCACGCUAGUCACAUGGGUAUAGUUAAAACUAAGGGUAUAGCGCGGAGUUACGUAUGGUGGCCGAACAUAGAUGUCGAUGUGGAAACGGUGUGCAGGCAAUGCGAAACGUGCGCGGCAGAGGCCCAGGCACCUCCACGCGCUCCUCCAAGUCCUUGGACUUACGAUUUGCGUCCGUGGAGUAGAAUUCAUUUAGAUUUCCUAGGCCCUUUAGGGGGUAAAACAUUUUUAAUAUUAAUCGAUUCCAGUAGUAAAUGGCUGGAAAUAUUUGAAAUGCCUCGAAUGAACGCUACAUCGGUUAUAAAAAUGGUAAGGGCAACGUUUGCACGUUUCGGCUUACCGACCGAGGUCGUGUCGGACCGUGGGCCACCUUUUACGAGUCACGAGUUCAGAGACUUCUUAGUAAGAAAUGGUGUCCGUCAAUCGUUUUCACCGGUUUAUCACCCUUCAUCCAAUGGGGCCGCGGAAAAUGCAGUGAAGCUUUGCAAGCGGGUGAUUAAAAAGGCCAUGCGGGAGGCAGUCGAUGUAGACGCUGCUCUUCAAACCUUUCUGCUGUCAUAUCGAAAUAGCGUGCAUAGUAGUACCGGUGAAAGCCCUUCCAUGUUGCUUCAAAAGCGUAUUCUUCGUUCUCGGUUGGAUCUCCUAAGAGGCGAACGUGCCCGUGAGGACAGCGUGCGGGACGCACAGGCGCGCCAAGUACAAUAUGCGGGGGGUGUGCCACGUAACUUACACGUAGGAGACCAAGUUAUGGCUAGGGGCUAUGGCGGUAAUGAUAAAUGGCUAGACGGUACGAUAAUAAGUAGAGAGGGGUCCCAAAGGUACAUUGUCGAAAGCGGUAACGGUCAGAAGUUCCAUAGACAUAUUGAUCAAAUAAAGCGCAAAUCCCGUUAUUCGGGAAGGUUGAGCUCGGCAGGUGAGGGGGAGGUCGUCGCACAACCAGAUGAUAAAGAUAACCUGGAAUUAAAUAAUGGAAUACCAGAAAAUUGUAUCGGUGGGGAGGAUGAUAACGGUAGGGCUGAUAAGCAGGUAGAUGACCUUGCACUAAAUGAACCUUGUUCAUCUAAUGGUUGUUCACCCCAGUCACCGCUGAACCGUCCUAAGCGCCAAAGAAAACCUGUUAUUAGAUACGGAAUAGAUGUUUAA
Messenger RNA from Melitaea cinxia (Glanville fritillary), 2790 nucleotides. RefSeq lists its product as uncharacterized. Gene Ontology annotation, biological process: DNA integration. NCBI's taxonomy places the organism in Eukaryota, Metazoa, Arthropoda, Insecta, Lepidoptera, Nymphalidae. The coding region runs from base 1 to 2790 and encodes 929 amino acids. Gene Ontology annotation, molecular function: nucleic acid binding. The transcript has a single exon. The record is from RefSeq and is a predicted model, not a curated record.